AUGCGGUUCAAGACGGACCUUAGGAAUGUCCGGACUUUUUCCAAGUUGACAGCAGCGCUGAACUCGCUGGAAAAGAUUGCAUGGAUGCGCCUGGACGAUGACAGCGUUCGAUUCACCGUCAUCCCCGAUACAGGUUCUCAAGUAUGGGCCUCCCUCUCCGUCGAUCUGAUCUUCGACAACUACCACCUGCAAUCGGCUGAGGCCAACAACACCAUCAAUCUCGAACUGCCCCUCGGCCCACUCCAGCGCGCUCUCAAGUCUGCCAUCAACAGCAGCUAUGCCAACCUACGCCUGACGAAGCGGGACGGCAUCCCGAUGCUGUCCAUGACGAUCCACACCAUGACCAAGGACGGGGUGCACGAAUCACGAGGCGGCGGCGGCGGCGGUUUCGGGGCCGGAUUCGGCGGAGGCCGAGGAGGUGGAGCCAACAACAACAACAGCCCAGACCCCUUUGACGAGCACGUCUUCGCUCAGGAAUCCCUCGAGCUCACCAUGAAGCGCGAGCGCGAAAAGAUCAUCACGCAGGACAUACCCGUGCGCGUGCUGCACCCGGACACGGUCGAGACCAUCAUGCAGCCCAAGGUGCGCGAGCCCGACGUGCACAUUCAGCUGCCCCCGCUGCUGCAGCUCAAGGCCAUCUCGGACCGCUUCACCAAGCUAGCCCUGACAGGCAGCGGCGCUUCCUCCUCUCUCACAUCAGCCGGCGCCGCCGCCUUCACCAACACCCGGAGCGGCGGCGGCGGCGGCCAGAACCCAAAACUCGAACUAUCCGCCAACAUGCACGGCUCACUACGCCUGCGGCUGGCGACCGACACACUCGACAUCACGUCGGUGUGGCACGGACUAGAUAACCCAGAGCUGGACCCGGCACAGCUGGCCAUGCCGCUCGAGGAGCACCCGUCGACACAUUUCCGGCAGGCCGGGCCCGACAAGUGGGCGACGGUGCGCGUCGACGGGCGCGACUGGAGCAGGGUGCUGAGCGUGGGGCGGCUAGAGGGCCGCGUCAUCGCCUGUUUUGUCGACGACCACGCCCUGAUUCUGUACGUCUACGUGCCCCAUGUGGAUGAUAUCGGUGCGGAGGAUGUGGUUACCUACUAUGUCUCUUCUUACAGUGCGUAA
Molecule: messenger RNA, 1119 nt
Organism: Canariomyces notabilis
Lineage: Eukaryota; Fungi; Ascomycota; Sordariomycetes; Sordariales; Chaetomiaceae
Product: Hus1-like protein
Exons: 3
Coding region: 1-1119 (372 amino acids)
Biological process (GO): double-strand break repair via homologous recombination; nucleotide-excision repair; meiotic DNA integrity checkpoint signaling
Cellular component (GO): site of double-strand break; checkpoint clamp complex; nucleolus
Source: RefSeq, a predicted model, not a curated record